UAAUGUAAUGCAGGGCGUCUCUUCUUACUUACGGGCGCCCCCUGCAGACUCUCUGCGGGACAACAGCUGCGUGUGAAAACAUCCUGCAUGCCUCAACACUGCAGUUCAGCGGCGGGAGCCUGACUGGAUCAACACCUCCGGCCGGAGAUCCUCUGACCGCCCGGCAGGGAGCCCGGUAUGGCCGCGCGGACCCCGAGCCAAGCCGCGUGCCCCAGAUGGCGGAGUGAGUGAGGAUGCGCCUCCCCAGCUCCAUCUUUGUGUCGGUGUCACUGUUCACAGCUGAGACCACGGCAGCACUGUACCUCAGCUCCACGUACCGCUCCGCCGGGGACCAGAUCUGGCAGGGGCUCACGCUCCUCUUCACGCUCGUGCCGUCCGUGCUCGUGCAGCUAACCCUCACCUUCAUCCACCGGGACCUGGGCCGGGACAGACCGCUCGUGCUGCUGCUGCACAUCCUGCAGCUCGGACCCAUCGUCAGGUGUCUGGAGGCGUUCUGUAUUUAUGGCAGUGUGGGCCGUGUGGAGGAGCCGUAUGUCAGCAUCACCAGGAAGAAGCAGAUACCUCGCGGGGGUCAGUCUGAGGAGGUGGAGCGGCAGGUGGGGCAGGCGGAGGGGAAGCUGUUCACACACCGAGCAGCCUUCGUCCGCUCCUCUGUCAUUCAGGCCUUCCUGGGGUCGGCCCCCCAGCUCACCCUGCAGCUCUACAUCUGCGCCCUGCAGCAGGGGGUGUCCAUCGGGAGAGGCACGCUGAUGGUGAUCUCGCUCCUGUCCAUCGUGUACGGAGCGCUGCGCUGCAACAUCCUGGCCAUUAAGAUCAAAUACGAUGACUAUGAAGUGGACGUCCGGCCCGUGGCUUAUAUGUGCAUUUUCCUGUGGAGGAGCUUUGAGAUCGCCAGUCGGGUGGUGGUGCUGGUUCUGUUCAGCUCUGUGCUGCAGCUCUGGAUCCUCCCUGUGGUUCUGCUCAACUUCAUAGUGUUCUUCUUCUACCCCUGGAUCCUGUUCUGGCUGAGCCACUCUCCGUUCCCUGAGAAUAUAGAGAAAACUCUGACCAGGGUGGGAACCACCAUCGUGCUCUGCCUGCUCACCUUCCUGUAUGCCGGCAUCAACAUGUUCUGCUGGUCCGCUGUGCAGGUGAAGCUCUGCGACCCGGACCUCAUCAAUAAGUCCCAGAACUGGUACCGCAUGGCCGUGUACUACGUGCUGCGUUUUGUGGAGAACGCCUCGCUGCUCCUGCUGUGGUUCAUGUAUAAAACUGAGGUGUACAACUUCAUCUGUGCCCCGCUGCUGGUGCUGCUGCUGCUGCUCGCCUACGGCAUCGCCAUCUUCUUCAUGCUGGUCUUCUACCAGUUCUGUCACCCGUGUCGGAGGCUCUUCUCCUCCAGCAUGACCCAGGGCCUCUGGACCUGCUCCUCUCUCCUCUGUCUCUCAUGCAACUCUGCUUCACCACAGAACAGGCCCACAAGAAAGUCACCAUGUCCCCCCACACGUAAAGAGCCAGCCAAUGACGGAGCCCAGGACACAUCCAGCGACACCACUGACGACAUGCCUAACGAAACAACGUAUGACAUGCUCAAUGAUACAGUCUGCGACUCUCCCAAUAAAGUGAGCAAUAGCAUCUGUGUUGGAAUCAACGGGGACAUUAACCACAGUGUAUCCUGCAACGCUUAAAGCAUCACAGCUGUAGGACGUGCCAAUAUACUCAAUACUGUGGGCAAUCCCCACAGGAGCAAUUUGGGGUGAAGUGUCUUGCCCAGGGACACAACGACAUGCUGACUGCAGUGGGGUUUGCACCUGUGACCCCCUGAUCUGAACACCUACGGACAACCCACUGCACCACACGCCUCCCUGUAGAUACCCUCUGUAACCUUUUUAAGUGCCCCGUGAAUCCCUUUGGCGAGUUGAGUUGACCCCUUUUCAUAUGUCCAUCUCAACUCUGUUUUCUACCACUGUUAAUCAACAAGAAGCUAAUGUGUUCUAAGCCUGGAAAUGCAAUGAAGAAGCCGGGGUGGUGCUCAUCUAACAUCCAAACCCUUCACCCUGCAGCCUUUACUAUAAUAAAAACACGGACAACACAGUUACUUCUCACGCUUUGGAGACUGUGUCCACGUAUUUGCUGCUUUACUGAUCCCAAGGCGCCAUGCAUAUGACUUGAUUGUAUUUAGUAUCUCUAUUUGGCAUGGAGGUGUGCAUGUUUGAAGCAUCAGAUGAACCUCUGCAAGGUGGGGGGGGGUCUGUUUUGUACAGGGUGUUUUCUGAACCCCUCCCUCUAGUUUUAUGGCUGCAAGCAAUCAGCUUUUUUACUCCUUGAUGAGAGCGUUAUCAUUAACACGCGCUGCUUCUGUGAUGUGUCUGUGCUUUGUGAAGAGAUGUGAAUAUCAACAUACUGUUUAAAGUGCUCGUUCACACGUUAACUGUAAGACACCGACGUCUCCAAACAUGAGUUUUGCACGUUUACAAAAAGGAUUUAAGUGGCUUUGGUUCAACUGUUGAACAGAAAUGGCUGCAGUGAUGUGAAAUGCUUUGUUUGGAUAUAUGUGCUUUUCUAAUUCAUGCUUGUUAUGUCCGUCAGCUCUGUGUCUGUGAGUCUCACUAG
Molecule: messenger RNA, 2592 nt
Organism: Trematomus bernacchii (emerald rockcod)
Lineage: Eukaryota; Metazoa; Chordata; Actinopteri; Perciformes; Nototheniidae
Gene: xk
Product: X-linked Kx blood group (McLeod syndrome)
Exons: 3
Coding region: 234-1667 (477 amino acids)
Cellular component (GO): membrane
Source: RefSeq, a predicted model, not a curated record